AUGGCGUCGCUGGCGCAAGACCCCGACAUGCUGAGGGUGGCGGACCUCCUAGAGAGGCGGCAGCGGCUGGAGCGCGAGGGGGCCCUCCUCACCAGCGGUUUGGCCGAGCUGCGGCGCCGGCGCGACCUGGCGCGCGAGGAGCUCCAGGGCGAGCUGGAGGCGUCGCAGCGGCUGGCGGAGGAGGAGGCCCCCUGCGCAGAGGCCCAGGCGGAGGAGGCGGCGCCUGCCGCCGCCGCGCGCGGCGCGGAGGGGCUGCGCGAAGAGCUGCGGGCGGCGAGGCGCGAGGCGGCGCGGCUGGCCGAGGAGCGCUCUGCAGAGCUGGAGGGCAUGCGGGCGCGGCUGUCGCAGGACCGAGGACCUGCGCCUUCGACAGCUCCGCGACGCCUCCCGCGCGUCGGCGGGCCGCGCCGCUGCGCUGCAGGCGCCGGGCGCCUGCGGCGAGGAGGGCGACGCGCUGGCGCAGCUGAGGGCCCGCGUCGAGCGGCAGUCGGCCGCCGCCGCCGAGCUGCGGGCGGCCCACGACGCCGCGGCGCGAGAGGCGGAGGUGGCCCGCCGCCGUUGUCUCGCGGCGGAGCAGCGGGAGGCGGACGCGCAGGAGGCGUGGCUCCCCAGCGAGGCGCGCUUGCUGGACGAGGUCCGCGCGCGCCGGGAGCUGCUCGACCGGCUCGGUACGCAGCUGGCCAACGCCCGCGAGCACCGCCUGCAGCUGCGCAGGGAGCUGGCCGGGCGGGCCCAGGAGGCCUACGGGCGCCUGCUUGCCGGCGGAGAGGCCCGCGAGCGCGCGUCGCAGGCGCGGCCGGCGGCCACGGCGCAGGAGCUCCGGCGACAGGUACAGGCAGCCUCUUGGAGGGGGGACCCCGCGGAGGCGCUGGGCGUGGAGGUAGUGCUCGUCUCGCCGCUGCGGCGGGCGGUGCAGACGGCAUGCCUGGCUUUCGAGGGCGGAACCCUGCCCAUCUCGGAGGCUCUGCCGCUUCGCUCGCGAGAUGUGGUGGCAUGAGAGGAGCAAUACGCCAGGCACCCUCGCGGACAUGGAGGCGCUGCUGCAGACGCUGCCGCGAGGCGACGAGGUGCAGGGGCUGGAGGAGUGCUGGACGGCUGGUCCGGACGAGCCUCAGGAUGAGGAUGAGAAGCGUGCGCCGACUGGGGGCCGAGCUGGCGAUGCGCGGCGAAGAGUCGGUGGCCAUCGUCUGCCACUGGGGCGUCAUCAACCAGAUGUGCAGAGUCAGUGCCCGAAACGCCGAGGCGGUGGUGUGCGAGAGGUUCCCGAGGAGCGGCCACCUGGCAGCCUCCCGAAGUUUCCUCCCGCCAGGGUGCCCAAGGACCUCUUGA
This is a messenger RNA of Prorocentrum cordatum, 1329 nucleotides long. The record is from the annotation of a GenBank genome assembly. NCBI's taxonomy places the organism in Eukaryota, Dinophyceae, Prorocentrales, Prorocentraceae.